GCCCAAUCUCAGCGCCACGCGGCGGGAGCCCCUGCAGCCCAGGCGCACCUGCUCUGAUCCCGGUCUCCGGCCCCGCCGCCGUCAGCUAUUGGCGCAAUCUUGACAAAGGGGCGUGAUCGUAGUCGAGGCCACGCCCCCAGCUCUGGUACUUAAAGGAAUUUGCUGGUCCGAGGGGAUCGCAGUGCCGCGGCCGGGCCUCGCGAGCAGAGUUGUCUACCGACCUUGCGCGACCCGGUGACCCCGACUACCUAGGUCGCUCCGGCCACCAUGCCGCGCUCCUUCCUGGUCAGGAAGCCGUCCGACCCCCGCCGGAAGCCCAACUAUAGCGAGCUGCAGGACGCGUGUGUGGAGUUCACCUUCCAGCAGCCCUACGACCAGGCCCACCUGCUGGCGGCCAUCCCUCCGCCCGAGGUCCUCAACCCCGCCGCUUCGCUGCCCACCCUCAUCUGGGACUCUCUCCUGGUGCCCCAAGUACAGCCGGUGGCCUGGGCCACCCUCCCGCUGCCGGAGAGCCCCAGGGCCGCAGAGCUGACUUCUCUGUCCGAUGAGGACAGUGGCAAAAGCUCCCAGCCGCCCAGCCCGCCCUCGCCGGCGCCGUCGUCCUUCUCUUCCACCUCGGCCUCAUCCCUGGAAGCCGAGGCCUUCAUUGCCUUCCCGGGCUUGGGCCAACUUCCCAAGCAGCUGGCCAGGCUCUCGGUGGCCAAGGACCCCCAGUCCCGGAAGGCCUUCAACUGCAAAUAUUGUAAUAAGGAGUACCUCAGCCUGGGCGCUCUGAAGAUGCACAUCCGAAGCCACACGCUGCCUUGCGUCUGCACGACCUGCGGAAAGGCCUUCUCCAGGCCCUGGCUGCUCCAGGGCCACGUCCGCACCCACACUGGUGAGAAGCCUUUCUCCUGCUCCCACUGCAACCGUGCCUUUGCCGACCGCUCCAACCUACGUGCCCACCUCCAGACCCACUCGGAUGUGAAGAGAUACCAGUGUCAGGCCUGCGCCCGAACCUUCUCCCGAAUGUCCUUGCUCCACAAACACCAAGAGUCUGGCUGCUCCGGAGGCCCUCGCUGACCCUGCUACCUCCCCAUCCUCACUGGCAUCUCCCUGGUGCCCUGGAGCUCAUCCUCCUCACUGCCAGGAUUCCUUCCAGCUUAAGUCCGGGGACCUGUGGAGUCCAUGUCUGGCCCCGGUUCCUGCUUGGCUCUCUUGGUGGCCUUUGCUGCAGAUGGCUGAUGGAAGGCAGAGUGCCUUUGUACCCUCCCAGAGCCUCCUGCCCUCAGUAUUCAUGAGGUGUAGCCUCUGGACACAGCUGCUUCGAGCCAUAGAACUAAAGCCAACCCACUGGCUGGGAAGCUUGAACCCCACUCAGGGGACCCCACUUCCCUACCUCCCCCAAGGACCCUUUCAGGCCACCUUCCUCGAGGUACAACAGACUAUGCAAUAGUCCCACCCCUCCUGCGUCCAUGCCUCGGCAGGGUGGUUACUGGACACAUGUCCAGGUGCCCCUAGGCCUAAGCAGCUGUUUCAGCCCCCGCCCCAUUUGUCCUGGGGACACCUGUCUCACAGCAGUUUAACUGUCUCAGAAGGGACCAUGAAUAAUGGCCGUCACUUGUUAGGGGCCAAGUGGGGUGCUUCAGCCUGGCCAACGUGUCUCCCAGAACUAUUUUGGGGCCCAACAGGUGUCCCCGGGGAGAAAGAUGUUUACAUUUUAAAGGUAUUUAUAUUGUAAGCAGCAUUUUGUAUAGUUGAUAUGUACAGUUUAUUGAUAUUCAAUAAAGUGGUUAAUUUAUAUACUAAAAA
This is a messenger RNA of Rattus rattus (black rat), 1791 nucleotides long. It is a transcript of the gene Snai1, whose product is annotated as snail family transcriptional repressor 1. NCBI's taxonomy places the organism in Eukaryota, Metazoa, Chordata, Mammalia, Rodentia, Muridae. The record is from RefSeq and is a predicted model, not a curated record. Gene Ontology annotation, biological process: regulation of DNA-templated transcription. Gene Ontology annotation, molecular function: DNA-binding transcription factor activity, RNA polymerase II-specific; RNA polymerase II cis-regulatory region sequence-specific DNA binding. Bases 268 to 1062 code for a protein of 264 amino acids. The transcript has 3 exons.